UGACGGCAGGAGGAUGGACUUGAGUGGCGGCCCGCCCGAUGGGACUGGUGACAGAUGCCGUGGAGAAACAGCUGAUUCUCAAAAUUUCACAACUUCCCGUUCUCGUCGUGAGAAAAAAUGUAAAACAGGGAGACUGGAAGCACUGGAACGCUUGAGAAAGGCAAAGGCUGGUGAAAAGAUAAAAUAUGAGAUUGAAGAGUUCACAAGUGUUUAUGAAGAAGUUGAUGAAGAACAAUACUCCAAGAUGGUCAAGGAACGUCAGGAUGAUGACUGGAUUGUGGAUGAUGAUGGUAUUGGUUAUGUAGAAGAUGGCAGGGAGAUUUUUGAUGAAGAUUUAGAAGAUGAUGCUCUUGAUUCCAACAAGAAAAGAAGAGGAGAGAGAACUUCCACAAAUGAUAAAAAGAAUGUGAAAAAGGCCAUGGUAUCAAAACCAAACACGAUUAAAUCUAUGUUUAUGGCUAGUACUGGGAAGAAGAACACUGAUAAAGCUGUCGAUCUGUCCAAGGAUGAUUUGCUAGGAGAUAUCUUACAGGAUCUGAAUGCAGAGNNNGUUCAUAUAGCACCACCACCAGUUAUAAUGCCAAAAAAGAAAAGACUUUCUGGAACAUCACUAAAUCCUUUUUCUGUACAAUCUGAAGUCUCCAAGAGAACUUCUGUAGCAAAAACUGUUACUCCUGUCAAAAAGGAAGUUUCUUCAUUGAAUUCAUUUCAAUCCAAUCAUUCAAGCUAUACAUCAAGGCCACAGACAGUCAAAGAAGCAGUUGGUGAUCCUGAAAAUGGAAUUCAAAUUGUGGAAAAUGGAGAACUGGUAAAAGUUAAACAAGAGGAAGUUACUAAAGAAAAUGAACAAGCUAUUAUGGAUUUUGAUGAUGAAGACUUCAGUGAAUCUAUGGAGGAUGUAGGAACUGUAGCAGAAAAAGUUACAUCCCUGAAGGAUGAGCUAAAGUUGGAAGAUGAAAAAAUAAGGCAAGUGACUCUAUGCAAGCAGGCUUGUAUUUUAAGCUCUUGCCUCUCUGGUACUUCCUGUUGGGACAAAAUCACUGAAAAUGAUGAUGGGCAAUUAGUUUCAGAAAUUCAAGUAGAUUCUAGUGAACUUCCACUAGUAACUGGAGAAGAUGGGCAGCAGGUCUUCAGGUUCUAUUGGCUUGAUGCUUAUGAAGAUCAGUAUAAUCAGCCAGGGGUUAUAUUUCUCUUCGGUAAAGUGUGGAUUGAAUCUGCAAAGACCUACGUUAGCUGCUGUGUGGCAGCAAAAAAUAUUGAGAGAACUAUUUAUCUCCUGCCACGUGAGUCGCGGAUCGAUUUAUCUUCUGGUAAAGAGACAAAAAGUUCUGUGACCAUGAUGGAUGUCUAUCAAGAAUUUAAUGACAAGAUUGCAGAAAAAUACAAGAUCAUGAAGUUCAAGUCCAGGAAAGUGGAAAAGAAUUAUGCUUUUGAAAUACCAGAUGUUCCUGCAAAAUCUGAUUACCUAGAAGUUAGAUACUCGGCUGACUUCUCUCGGCUUCCUCAAGAUCUGAAAGGAGAAACGUUUUCUCAUGUGUUUGGAACUAACACUUCUAGUCUAGAACUGUUUUUGAUGAGCAGGAAGAUCAAAGGACCAAGUUGGCUAGAAAUAAAAAAUCCACAGCUCUUGAAUCAGACUGUCAGUUGGUGUAAGGUGGAAGUAGCAGUGCUGAAGCCUGAUUUGGUGGAUGUGGUGAAAGAUCUUUCACCCCCUCCUCUUGUGAUUAUGUCUCUUAGCAUGAAGACAGUUCAGAACACAAAGACUCAUCAGAAUGAGAUUAUGGCUAUUGCUGCUUUAGUACAUCACAAAUUUUGUCUGGACAAAGCACCACCUGAACCUCCAUUUCAGACCCAUUUCUGUGUUAUUUCCAAACCAAAUGAUUGCAUUUUCCCAUAUGACUUCAAAGAAGCUGCUAAGACCAAGAAUGCUAAACUAGAGAUUGCUGGAACAGAGAGGAUGCUUCUGGGAUUUUUUCUGGCAAAGAUUCAUAAAAUUGAUCCUGAUGUUAUUGUGGGACAUAAUAUUUAUGGAUUUGAUAUGGAAGUCCUUCUCCAGAGAAUUAACAUGUGUAAAGUUCCACAUUGGUCCAAGAUAGGUCGACUGAGGAGAUCGGUCAUGCCAAAGCUUGGGGGUCGUAGUGGAUUCGCUGAAAGAAAUGCUGCUUGUGGUCGAAUGAUUUGUGAUGUAGAAAUUUCGGCAAAGGAGUUGAUUCGUUGCAAGAGCUAUCAUUUGUCUGAACUGGUCAGUCAGGUAGUGACAAUUCCAUCUGACGAAAUAAGAAAUAUGUACAGUGAUUCUCAUCGCCUGUUUUACAUGCUGGAGAACACCUGGACCGAUGCCAAGUACAUUUUACAAAUAAUGUGUGAGCUUAAUGUUCUUCCACUAGCCCUACAGAUCACAAAUAUUGCUGGGAAUGUUAUGUCAAGGACACUGAUGGGUGGGCGAGCGGAGCGUAAUGAGUUCUUACUCCUUCAUGCGUUCUAUGAAAAAGAUUUCAUUGUGCCUGAUAAGCAGAAUUUUAAAAAGCCUCAACAGAAACAG
This is a messenger RNA of Gekko japonicus, 2542 nucleotides long. It is a transcript of the gene POLA1, whose product is annotated as polymerase (DNA directed), alpha 1, catalytic subunit. NCBI's taxonomy places the organism in Eukaryota, Metazoa, Chordata, Lepidosauria, Squamata, Gekkonidae. The record is from RefSeq and is a predicted model, not a curated record. Gene Ontology annotation, cellular component: alpha DNA polymerase:primase complex. Gene Ontology annotation, biological process: lagging strand elongation; mitotic DNA replication initiation; leading strand elongation. Gene Ontology annotation, molecular function: pyrimidine nucleotide binding; single-stranded DNA binding; DNA-directed DNA polymerase activity.